Messenger RNA from Coffea arabica (coffee), 585 nucleotides. NCBI's taxonomy places the organism in Eukaryota, Viridiplantae, Streptophyta, Magnoliopsida, Gentianales, Rubiaceae. The record is from RefSeq and is a predicted model, not a curated record.
AUGCCGGUGAUUAGUGAGUAUCCGGACGUAUUUCCGGAGGAGUUGGAGUCAUUGCCACCCGAAAGAGAAAUUGAAUUUAAGGUUGACCUAGCACCCGGAACUACUCCCAUUUCGAAAACCCCUUGUCGAAUGGCACCCGUCGAACUUAAGGAGUUAAAAGUUCAGUUGCAAGACUUGCUAGAACGGGGAUUCAUACAUGAGAGCGAGUCACCAUGGGGUGCUCCAGUGCUAUUUGUUAAAAAGAAGGACGGGAGUUUAAGGUUAUGCAUUGAUUAUCGAGAUAGCUAUACGGUUUAUACCGAUGCUUCAAGAGAGGGGUUAGGGUGUGUUUUGAUGCAAAAUAAAAAUGUGAUUGCCUACGCAUCUCGGAAGUUAAAGCCUCAUGAGCAAAACUAUCCAACCCAUGACUUGGAGCUUGCAGCUAUUGUGUUUGCCUUGAAGAAAUGGCGGCAUUACUUAUACGGGGUGACAUUUGAGCCGGUGGAGCUGGUGGUUGUUGCGGUUGGAAAACUGGGUGCAGCUGGUAGGAAUGAAAGUGCAGAAUGGGUGGAACUCGCUCACGGUUUCUCCCUGGUUUCACUCUAG